Messenger RNA from Tribolium castaneum (red flour beetle), 3227 nucleotides. RefSeq lists its product as uncharacterized. The coding region runs from base 193 to 762 and encodes 189 amino acids. NCBI's taxonomy places the organism in Eukaryota, Metazoa, Arthropoda, Insecta, Coleoptera, Tenebrionidae. The transcript has 2 exons. Gene Ontology annotation, molecular function: calcium ion binding. The record is from RefSeq and is a predicted model, not a curated record.
CCAAAACUGACACUUACCCCUGACGUCAAAAUAAAAUUUUAGGUACAGAUCUGCCUCUUUCUACCGCAUACCACGAAGCAAAUCUGUAUCGGAAGAACGCAAAGCUUUGGCCUUAACUUUGACACACUUUCUGCCACCUUUGUUAAUCCUAGUGUUGGGUCUAAGCACCUCGUUUGUGGUUUUUGUGGUCGAAUGGGUGCAGUUCUGGGAGGAUUUUGGGCGCGUUUAGCCGAAUUUCCCAUCAAACGCAAACCGAUUUGUUUCCACUUGCAAAAAAAUUUCACUAGCACGGGCGAGGAAAUAAUUGACGAAAGUGAAGCCCAGACGGAUGCUUAUGAUGAGUUGCAAAAUGCGUUUAUUAAAAAAUUGGAGGAAACAAGGCGGAAAAAUGAGAAUUGGUUGAGGGAAACUUUCCCGUAUUGGGACCAACUUGUGGUUGACAAUCUCAACAAUACGUUCAUUCUUUUGGUUUCCGAUUCGAGAAACGGAAUGAUGGAUUUUCAGCACUUUUGUUGGUUUUUGGACAGUCUUGGUGACGCAACUUCGAGCGAUUUGCGUGAACAGAAAUUCGCAAAAUAUGAUAGCAAUGAGGAUGGGUUUGUCAAUUUCGAUGAGUUUUUACUCCUAGUUUACAACUACAAUCCAGCUGACGAAAUGGACGGUUUGCGAGGAAUUGCAAAAAUUUGCUAUGAAAUGUCGGAACAAAUCUCGCAUGUCAAUCAUUUGACUGUGGGCGAACAGCUUCAGUACGGUUUAUUUUAGUGAAGUGUUAGUUUGUGUUAGCUUGAAUUUGAAAAAAUGGAAAAAAUAAAAAUUCAACUUUUUUUUUUAAAUUUUUUAUUCACUUUCGUGUCACAAAACCCUGCUUUUGCUCUGGUUGAUAUAUAUUUCUACGAGGAAGAAAAUGCAGAGAAAGAAAAAGACAAAAAAAAGACGAGAAGAGUCGAAAAAGAAUGAACAGUUUCAAUACGUUUUACUUUUGGAAAUUAAAAGAGCUUAUGUUUGCUUCAAAAAUAAAGAUUUACAUCUUUUUUUGAAUUUUUUAUUCACUUUUGUGUCUAAAACCUGAGCUUACAUUGAUCCCUGAGAAUAUAAAUCGCACUAUUAGGUAGCUUUCCGUAAAACUUUGACGAAGAACGGAAGGGAAAAAAAGGGAACAAAAGAGGAGGAAUACAAAAAAAAGAAGAGAAUUGAAAGAAAUUAGAAAGAGACGAGGAAAAGAAGAAGGAGAGAAAAGGAUGAGAAUCCUUUGUAAUAACUUUUUGUAAUAACCCUAUGUAAUAAUUCUACGACUUACGGAAAAAAAGAAAAGAAGGGAAGAAAAGGGAUUAAAAGAGUAAGAGAUUUGAAAGACCCAAGAAGAAAAAGAAAAAGAAAAGUAGAGGAAGAGAAUAGGAAGGAAGAGAAAGAUAGAAGAGGAAUAAAAUGAAGAAAAAAGAAAAGAAGAAGUGGAGAAAGAGAAGAAAACGAGAAAUGAUAAGUAAAGAAGAAAAUUAAAUUUAUAUUCAUUUUCGAAUCGCAAAACCUUGAGUUCAGAUUAUUAAUAAUAUUUUGAUUGAGAUGAAAAAAAUCAGAGAAAGAGGAGAAAGACGAAAAGAGACAGAAAUGGGAAGAACAUCUUCAAUACGGUUUAUUUUUAGAAAUUAAAAGAGCCUGUGUUGGCUUGCAUUAAAAAAAACAAAAAUUUACAUUUACACUUACAUUCUUCUUUUGAAUUUUUUAUUCACUUUUCACGUAAAACCAGAGAUUGUAUUGAUCCGUGAGAAUAUAAAUCUCACUAUUAACUCUCCGUUAUAGUUCGACUAUGAAGGAAUGGAAAGAAAAGGUAAUAGAAGAGGAAGAGAUAAGGAAAAGAAAAGAAGAAUAGAAGAAAACAAGAGAAGUGAAAGAGAUUAAGAAGAGAGCAGGAAAAGAAAAAGAAAAGAAGAGGAAGUCAAAGGGAAGAGAAGAGAAAAGAAGAGAAGAUUUAUUGUUAUGAAAUCAAAGGGAGAGUGUUAAUUUGUGUUUCAAAAAAUCGAAAAAAUAAAAGUAUGCAUCUUUUUUUGAAUUUUUUGUUCAUUUUUAAGUCGUUAAACCCUUAUUUUGCACUGAUCAGUGAGAAUAUAAUAAAUUGCACAAUUAACCCUUCGUAAUACUUCAACGAGUUACGGAAAAGAAAAGAAAGGAAGAAAAGAAAAGAGAUCAGAAGUGGAAAAGAUUUGGAAGAGACGAAAAAAAAGAAAAAGAAAAUGAAGAAGAAAAUGGGGAAAGCAGAGAAAGAGAAAAGGUAAAAAAAGGAAGAAAAGAUAAAAAGAGGGAGUGAAGAAAGAGAAGAAGGGAAUUAAUUUAUAUUCAUUUUCAAAGCCCUAAACCUUGAGUUUAGAUUAGUAAUAAUAUUUUGACUAGAAGAAAAUAGCCAGAGGAAGAGAAGAGAGACGAAAAAGAGAAAAAAAAGUUUCAAUAUAACUUUUUUAUGAAACAAAAAUAAGAAGAGGGAGAGGAGAAAAAGAAAUAAGGAGUGGAAAAGAGAAAGAGAAGAACAUUAAUAAAAAGUUAGCUCUAGUUUUAAAAAAGAAAAAUAUAUGAAUUUUUAUUUACUUUUAAUUCGUAAAAUCCUGAUUUUUUGCACUGAUACUCUCCUUAGUACUUUUAUGAGUAAAGGAAAAGAAAAGAAGGGAAGAAAAGGGAUCAGAAGAGGGAAAGAAGAGGAAGAAAAGAGAAAAAUAACGGGAGGAGAAAAAGAAGAAGGGCAGUUAAAAAGAAAGAAGGUAAUUAAUCUAUAUUCAUUUUCGACUCGCAAAUCCUCUAGAAGAAGAGAAGAUACAAGAGAAGAAUAAAGAAGAAAAAAGAGAGCAGAACAGAAGAGAGACGAAAAGAGAACAGAAGAACAAAUUCUACGGUUUAUUUUUGUGAAAUAAAAGAGCUUUGAUAGCUUGAGUUUGAAAAAUUCAAUAAAAUAAAAAUAAGAAACAUUUUCUUUCGACUUUUUAUUCACUUUUGAGUCGUAAAACCCUGAGUUUGCACACGCAAUCUUUCGUAAUACUUCGACGAGAAAGGGGGGAAAAAGUAGGUAAGAAAAGGGAAUAAAGAGGAAGAAGAAGAAGAGAAAAGAACUAAAAACAGGAAUAGAAGAAGAAGAGAAGAGAAUAAUUUUAAGAUGUGAAACUGAAAAAAAGUGGUUUUUAAAGCUCAAAAUCAAGCGCUGGACACAAAAUAAAACAACCAAACACUUUCUUUUCAAUUUUUAU